Messenger RNA from Gastrolobium bilobum, 2774 nucleotides. RefSeq names its product pentatricopeptide repeat-containing protein At2g13600. The transcript is spliced from 2 exons. Gene Ontology annotation, biological process: RNA modification. The record is from RefSeq and is a predicted model, not a curated record. The coding region runs from base 95 to 2212 and encodes 705 amino acids. NCBI's taxonomy places the organism in Eukaryota, Viridiplantae, Streptophyta, Magnoliopsida, Fabales, Fabaceae. Gene Ontology annotation, molecular function: protein binding; RNA binding.
GUUAACGGGACCCACCCUUCGAAAUUAAGGAUCUUUCGCUUCAGGUAAUGGGACCCACCCUUAGAAAUUAAGGAUCUUUCUCGAAGGUUAUGGAAUGGGUAGACAUGGGUUUGUCCAAAAGGUGGUCGGUGACCUUUCUUUCCUCGACUCGUCACCCUUCGCGAAGCUAUUGGACUCUUGCGUUCGAUACAAGUCUGGACUUGACGCACGUCGCAUUCACGCUCGAAUCAUUAAGACGCAGUUUUCCUCUGAAAUCUUUAUUCAGAACAGGCUCGUUGAUGUUUAUGCGAAAUGCGGUUGUUUGGAGGACGCACGCAAGGUGUUUGAUCAUAUGCCCCAGAGGAACACUUUCAGUUAUAACGCAAUAUUAAGCGCGUUGACAAAGUCAGGGGGUCUUGAUGAGGCUUUGAACUUCUUUAAGUGGAUGCCGGAGCCUGAUCAAUGCUCGUGGAAUGCCAUGGUCUCAGGUUUUGCCCAACAUGAUCGCUUUGAGGAAGCUUUGAAAUUCUUUGUUGAUAUGCACCAUGAGAAUUUUAUGCUAAAUGAGUAUUCGUUUGGGAGUGCUCUUAGUGCUUGUGCAGGGUUGACAGACUUGAAUAUGGGCGUUCAAAUCCAUGCUUUGAUAUCAAAGUCUCAUUACUCAUCAGAUGUUUACAUGGGUUCUGCUCUUGUUGAUAUGUACUCUAAGUGUGGGGUUGUGGACUGUGCUCAAAGGGCUUUUGAUUGCAUGGUUGUGAGAAAUAUAGUUUCUUGGAACAGUUUGAUUACAUGCUAUGAGCAAAAUGGUCCAGCGGGAAAAGCUCUAGAGGUUUUUGUAAGGAUGAUGAAUAGUGGGAUUGAACCUGAUGAGAUUACUCUAGCCAGUGUGGUUAGUGCUUGUGCAAGCUUGUCAGCAAUUAGGGAAGGUUUGCAAAUUCAUGCUCGUGUUGUGAAAUGGGACAAAUUCCGGAAAGACCUUGUGUUAGGCAAUGCUUUGGUUGAUAUGUACGCAAAAUGCAGCAGAGUUAAUGAAGCUAGACUGGUUUUUGAUAGGAUGCCACUUAGGGAUGUGGUGUCUGAAACCUCCAUGGUUAGUGGCUACGCAAAGGCAGCAAGUGUGAAAGCCGCGAGAUUGAUGUUUUCAAACAUGAUGGAGAGGAAUGUGGUGUCUUGGAAUGCCCUUAUUGCAGGUUAUACACAAAAUGGAGAGAAUGAAGAAGCAGUAAGACUUUUCCUCCUCCUAAAGAGGGAAUCCGUCUGGCCAACCCAUUACACCUUUGGGAAUCUACUUAAUGCAUGUGCAAAUCUGGCUGAUCUGAAGCUUGGUAGACAGGCUCAUACUCACAUUUUGAAGCAUGGGUUUUGGUUCCAGUCUGGAGAAGAAUCUGAUAUUUUUGUGGGGAAUUCUCUCAUUGACAUGUACAUGAAAUGUGGAUUGGUUGAAGAUGGAUGCCUGGUUUUUGACCACAUGGUAGAAAGGGAUAAUGUCUCAUGGAAUGCCAUGAUAGUGGGAUAUGCACAAAAUGGUUAUGGUACAGAGGCCCUUGAAACAUUCAGGAAAAUGCUGGAUUCUAAAGAAAAACCAGAUCAUGUUACUAUGAUAGGAGUUCUAACUGGAUGUAGCCAUGCAGGACUUGUUGAAGAAGGACGUCAUUACUUCAAGUCAAUGAGGACUGAGCAUGGUUUAUCACCAGUGAAGGACCAUUAUACAUGCAUGGUUGAUUUACUCGGUCGGGCUGGUUGCCUUGAUGAAGCAAACAAUUUGAUACAGGAAAUGCCAAUGCAGCCUGAUGCUGUUGUCUGGGGAUCUUUACUUGCUGCUUGUAAGGUUCAUGGGAACAUUAAAUUAGGGAAGUAUGUGGCAGAAAAGCUCUUAGAAAUUGAUCCCUUGAACUCUGGACCUUAUGUUCUUCUUUCAAAUAUGUAUGCUGAGCUUGGUAGAUGGAAAGAUGUGGUAAGAGUCCGGAAACAGAUGAGGCAACGAGGAGUAAUUAAGCAACCUGGUUGCAGUUGGAUUGAAAUUCAGAGUCGUGUGCAUGUUUUCAUGGUGAAAGAUAAAAGGCACCCUUUUAAGAAGGACAUCUAUUUAGUUUUGAAAAUUCUCACAGAUCAGAUGAAGCGAGCUGGCUAUGUGCCAGAAGUUGAUGAUGAUGAGUUUUGUGAGGAGGAAAGUGACUCUGAACUUAUCUUACAUUGUGAAAUGGAAAUGGCAGCAGAUUCUGUAGUUGGAUAAAAAAAAGGAUAAAUCCCAGGCACAAGGCUCCCUCACUUGCAAAGGGUAGAGGUGAAGAUCAAUUAUAGCAAUCUUACCCUUAUAAUUUUUCAAAUACAUAUAGCUUUGGGCAUCCUUAACUAGGAAGUAGGGAGAUUUGAUAUUAAACGUUCUUUUCUUAGAAUUUGAGCCUUGGCACAACGGUUAUUAUUGUUUUCACGUGGAGGUCAUAGGUUGUUAGAGACAUAUAAAACUAUUAGUGUAGCUUCACACAUUAGCUUAAGCUUCUGGGUUGAAUCGAUUCUUUACAUAGGUUCUAUUCAUAUGUAUUCAACCUUUUGCAAAUGCAGGGUAAGAAUUCAACUACAGAGCAGGUUGCCCCCCUUCUUAGGAAUUUGAUCGAAGACUAUAAAUUUGAAACGAAGUUUCCUCCAAAAUUUCUAGGGGGUUUAAGUUAAAUGUAUAAGCUAAUACACAGCUAUAUAGCCUUGAAUGCACACCUCAGUUUUUGGUACGACUUGCUUCAAUGCAACUAAGAAAGAUGAGCUCGAAAAGGUUAAGCACCACUUUUACAGAAUACCGC